GGUGCGCCGUACCUGAGAGCUCAGAUCGAGUCAGAACCGCGUGAAACGUUACGCCACUUCAUUCGACGGAAGCUCCCAUCGCCGUCGACGACUUCCUCCGACGGUGCUGGUCACCGGAUUCCGGCAGCCCACGCAAGUUCCCGGCGAAAGGGAUUGCUCGACUUCCGAUCCCGAGGGAGCAACGACGCAUGCCUCGGUACAAAGACGAGCCUCCCGCAGUUCGCGUGUACACUGUCUGUGAUGAAUCGAGAUACCUUAUCGUGAGGAAUGUUCCUGCGUUAGGAUGUGGCGACGAGCUGCUGAAGCUCUUCGCCGCUUAUGGCGACGUUGAAGAAUGUAAACCAAUGGAUGAAGAAGACUGCGAGCCUUACACUGAUGUUUAUUGGAUCAAGUUUCGUCUCGACUGCAAUGCUAGGUUUGCAAAAAGAAAAUUGGAUGAGUAUGUCUUCUAUGGGAAUAGACUGCAAGUUUCGUACGCUCCCCAUUUUGAGAGCCUCUCUGAUACAAGAGAGAAGCUAGAAGCUAGGAGAAAGGAAGUUCUCGCUCGGUCGAACCCUGGAAGAUUCAAGGGUACUGCCACCUCUAGCAGUGUCGGUCUGGUGAGGUCUUCAGCUAAUGCAAGUUCCACACAGAAUAGUGCUGUUGGCCAACAGAUCUUCAAUCCUAAUAGUGCAUCGCAGCUCAUUCCUCAUGCUGACAGUUCUCCAUAUACAAGGGUUUCCUCGGAGCUGGAUUAUUUUCAAUCCCAUUCGAUGAAUCAGACGGUGCGGUUGGUCAGAGACAAGCUCAAUAAGAUUGAAUCAAGUGGUGAGCAUCCGCAAUCAGGACCUGCAAUGAAGAAAGCUCGCACAGACAACAGAAGGAGAAUUUGACUUUUAUCGGAACUCAGAAUUGCCCUCUGUCAAAGGAUAUCCUGAUGUUUCACGCACUACUUUUAUCUCACUGGACAUGGCUUUAUAAAGCGAGCAUGGGCAUGAACAAUCAUCCUCCAUUUGAGCUAAGUUUCAGGGUCCUCGGCUUUUGGGGCAGAUACCUGUAUCACUCACCUAUGAGGUUGACGAACACAUGAGCAUCAGCAACAAACCAGUAUUAGCAUGAUCCAUAGUCGGCGGAGAUUUUCUUAGAAGUUGUCGAUGCAAUCAUGUAAAACCAAAUCGAAUCUUCAGCUAAGGAAAGGCAUGGAGAUAUCGCCAUCCAUUUGAACAAUGAUCACAGACUGACUGCUGGGGAGAUCAAUUUCAACCCUAUGUUUUUUCUGAACUAAUGUGGUGGGAGCAGAAGUUUGAGUUGACUUCGACCUUUCCAAAUCGUGAACCAGAUGUCUCGAGGGCCUAAUCAAGUAGUUGAUUCUCCGUGUAUUUGUAUUUCUGCUAGAGCAGCAUGUUUGUAAACAUUCAACUGUUGUUACUAGGUUGUUCAUUUAGAUCGUAUCCGUUAUUUUUGAGCA
This is a messenger RNA of Syzygium oleosum, 1447 nucleotides long. RefSeq lists its product as uncharacterized. Gene Ontology annotation, molecular function: RNA binding. The transcript is spliced from 9 exons. Bases 189 to 872 code for a protein of 227 amino acids. Lineage: Eukaryota; Viridiplantae; Streptophyta; Magnoliopsida; Myrtales; Myrtaceae. The record is from RefSeq and is a predicted model, not a curated record. Gene Ontology annotation, cellular component: nucleoplasm.